AUGAUGAUGAAGAGCCACACAAUAUUCCUAUUUAGAAUCAUUUUUCUUUUUAUGUUUCUUGGAUGGCUAACAGUUUGGAUCUUGUAUCCCACAAAGAUAUACCACAAGACAUGGAUUGUCAACCUAGAAAACAAGUUCGAUUCUACAUAUUUUAGAGAGCAAGUUGUUUUAGGGGUAAAUCUCCUGCUUUUUACAUUCCCUAUCAUGUUCAUUGGAGCUCUUGGUGGUAUUUAUCUUCAUCUUCAUCAGGAAAAAAUAACACAAAAGUUACCCUCCACAAGUGGUGGUGCUCUAAAAAGAUGUAUAUGUUACCUGAAACGUCCAUUCCUGGUGAUGUCUCCAUUUGGAAUAGUUUCAGCUAUGGAGCUUCUUUUUGCACUCAUGUUUGUUGCACUUUUGAUAUGGUCUCUUGCCAAUUACUUAUAUAGAAGUUUUGGUCACCUCCAUAUGCACAAACAAGACGAGAAAGUAUGGGAAGCAAAGUUUAGGAGUGUAUCAUUGAGACUUGGUUACAUAGGAAACGUAUGUUGGGCAUUUUUGUUCUUUCCAAUCACAAGAGGGUCUUCAAUUCUGCGUCUGGUUGGACUAACAUCUGAGUCAAGCAUCAAAUACCAUAUUUGGCUUGGACAUUUAUCGAUGGUUCUUUUUGCUGCUCAUACCAUUGGUUUUAUCAUCUAUUGGGCCAUCACCAAUCAAAUGAUUGAGAUGCUGGAGUGGAGCAAGACAUAUGUGUCAAAUGUAGCUGGGGAGAUUGCAAGUGUAAUAGCAUUUGCAAUGUGGAUAACAAGUAUUUCACGUAUAAGGCGUAAGAUGUAUGAAGUUUUCCUCUAUACUCACCAUCUUUACAUUCUCUAUAUCUUAUUCUAUGCAAUCCAUGUUGGAGUUGAAUACAUGUGCAUGAUUGCUCCUGGGAUUUUUCUAUUCUUCGUUGAUAGACAUCUUAGAUUCUUACAGUCUCGCCAAAAUAUUCGGUUAUUAUCAGCUCGCAUUUUGCCUUGUGAUGCACUUGAGCUCAACUUCUCCAAGAACCCUAGUUUAUACUAUAAUCCAACAAGCUUGGUGUAUAUAAAUGUGCCAAAGGUUUCCAAGCUGCAAUGGCACCCUUUUACAGUGACUUCUAGUUGUAAUAUGGAAACUAAUCAUCUGAGUGUUACCAUAAAAAAUGUGGGUAGCUGGUCAAACAAGCUUUACCAACAACUUUCUUCUUCAUCUUCGGAUCAUCUUAAUGUUUCUGUUGAAGGACCCUAUGGACCUCAAACUAAACAAUUUCUAAGGCAUGAACAGAUUGUGAUGCUUCUGGUUCAAGAACUCAAAUCUCAAACCUUAAUUUACAAAUUGAAGCUUACAUCACAAGAGAAACACAAGAACCUUCAACAGAAACUCAAAAACCUAUCCAAACAAUAUGGUUUAAGCCAAACCUCUCAGAUUCUCCUAUCUCAGUUGUAUUAG
Vicia faba (fava bean) is the source of this 1449-nucleotide messenger RNA. NCBI's taxonomy places the organism in Eukaryota, Viridiplantae, Streptophyta, Magnoliopsida, Fabales, Fabaceae. The record is from the annotation of a GenBank genome assembly.